This is a messenger RNA of Rhinichthys klamathensis goyatoka, 1322 nucleotides long. It is a transcript of the gene mnx2b, whose product is annotated as motor neuron and pancreas homeobox 2b. Gene Ontology annotation, biological process: regulation of DNA-templated transcription; spinal cord motor neuron cell fate specification; neuron projection morphogenesis. The record is from RefSeq and is a predicted model, not a curated record. Gene Ontology annotation, cellular component: nucleus. The transcript is spliced from 3 exons. Gene Ontology annotation, molecular function: DNA-binding transcription factor activity, RNA polymerase II-specific; sequence-specific double-stranded DNA binding. NCBI's taxonomy places the organism in Eukaryota, Metazoa, Chordata, Actinopteri, Cypriniformes, Leuciscidae. The coding region runs from base 312 to 1289 and encodes 325 amino acids.
AUGACAGAGAUACUGUUCUAAACAAGAGACCGCCGUUUUAAAGAACGAUUUAGCGAUUGUAUAUCCUUUCUUGGCGCGUUUUAUUUAUUUUCUUUUUUUGUGCGUAAAAGUUUAGAGAUACUUUAUUAACUGGUACUUUGGCCGUCUCAUGGGCUGAGUUCCAAAUAUCACUUAGACUGAACUCUACAUAUCCCACAAGUUAAAAUAGAGCAGAAAGUAUCACUAAUCGUGUUUAAAACGCAUGUAUCUGUGCGUAAAACACAGCUAUCCAAGUGUUUUCCUGCAACUCCAAACAACUUAGAAGCGUUGCAAUGGAAAAAUCAAAGAACUUCAGGAUCGACGCUCUUCUGGCUGAAGAACCACAUCGAGGGACACGAGAAGUAUCACCUGGACUGAGCAGCGACAGCCCGACUGGUAGCCCGGUGUCCUGCAGGCGCGCAGACACUCCGUCCCCCUGCGCCAUACACCUCCAAACCGGAAUCAUACCUAAACCAGGGCUGCUCAAUCUCCCACACCCAGGACUCACUUCAAUUCCAGGCAUGUACACGACCCCCAUGUACCCCAUUUCAGCGUUGGGAGGUCAGCACCCCGCCCUGGCGUACUCGGGUUUUACGCAGCUGACGCACCCGUACCCGGAGCAGCUGAAGGCGGCGGCGAUGGCCGGGUCUUUACCGCUGGAGCACUGGAUACGAGCUGGCAUCAUGGUACCACGACUGCCCGAUUACACCUGUGAGUGGGGUAGCAUGCAGAUGACCGCCCCCCAGUCCGGUUUGAUGGGUAAAUGUCGAAGGCCACGGACAGCAUUCACCAGUCAACAACUACUGGAGCUGGAAAACCAGUUUAAACUUAACAAGUACCUUUCCAGACCCAAACGCUUCGAAGUGGCCACAUCACUCAUGCUGACCGAGACACAGGUCAAGAUCUGGUUCCAGAACCGGCGAAUGAAGUGGAAACGCAGUCGUAAGGCUAAAGAACAGGCCGCACAGGUCGAGGUCGAACGCCAACGGGGGGGAAGCAAACCGACCAAUGAGAGACCAGGAAGGGACGGUCGCAGGGCUCUCGCUCAGAGUGUGGAGGAGCACGAGGAAGAGGACGAACUCGACGAGGACGAUGAAGAAGACGAGGAGGAAGGGCCACACAAGUUUAUAAACGACACCCUUAAUGUAGCACGUUCCACAGACUUUCUGCACCACACAUCGGCGUUAGGAUACCACGCCGACAGCCCGUUCUCUGAGGACGACAUGGAGGAGGUGGGAGGCGGCGACAGGAAGAUUGGGGCAGGGUUAUGAAAAGAUUUCCAAAUGGAAACUGAGACUGCAUGA